AUGCCAUCUUACGCAGGCCUUUGUAGGGUCAAAACCGGCCGUGAUAUACCUGGAAAGCUCUACUGUACAAGACCCAACAUCCCACUCCCUUUACUCCCCAAAUGUCCCAGUGAUUCAGACAAGAAUACGAAAGGUGCCAAGGCCAUUCAAGGCGAGGAGCAGAAGCAGCAAACUUCCACCAAUAUCUACAAUUUUUAUGAUCCAGGUAAGCCUCCUCAUUAUAGAAUGAAUCGAGGAUCUUGACUGACUAAAAACAACCCAGCUCAUUGGAAUAUUGUCCCAAACCCAACAUACGCAGAUGGAACGCCCUGCCGUGCGAAAUUUCCAGAUUAUAAAAAGUUCAGAUUGGUUGAGUGGCCUACGGAAGAAAUACCACCCUUGACUGGAUUUGCGAAGCUCCCUGGUGAAGUAAGUAUGAUUCUAUAUUCCUCCUCCUUUUAUUACAUAAAGCAUCCAUAGGAAGGCGGGUGUACAGAGGCUGACUUUUCUUCGUGUCUUAGUUGCGAAAUCGAAUCUGGGAACUAAGUCUGCCGGAUCCAAAGUUGGUGUUUUUGACGCCUAUUGGAUAUCGUUACUCAAUCGACGGACUUGCCGACGAUCAAGACAGCUACCAGCAUAUGUUUUCCUGUAAAGAUUCCCUAGGCAUUUUUCGACUAUACUAUCGUGACAUUCAGCCUUUGGAACUGGCCAGAGAGGUGCUGAAGCAGAGUGGAAUGUAUAAUGUGGAUGAUUUUGACCACCGAAAACUCUUAAGACCGAUCUACGUGGAUGGCGCCCGGGACGUCGUCGUUGUGUUCGAGACUGGUUCACUCGGUAGUCUUAGUCCGCAUGAGUGGUCGACUACGCCACUUGUUCUUGAUGGCAUUCAGAGCCUGGCAUUUGUAAAGAACGGCGGGUGGGAUGAAGGUGAAGUUUUUACUGAAGAGUUUAUCUCCUCGUUCCCUUCGCUUAAGAGUUUGACCUGCAUUUUGAAUUAUCCGCCAACCAGUGAGGCCGGAUAUGAGAGUCUUAGCACGGAAGCUGGCGAGGUAGCUGGCCUUACGUCUCUCCGCCACCGCCAGCGUUUCAGAUUGGUCCCUAUGAAUUCUCAACUCUGCAAAUCUAUAAAAGUCUCAAAAAAGCGUAACGAAAGCCGCGAGUCAGCCAUGUGGUUGGACAAAUCAAAGAUGAAUGAAUGGCGCCGAAUGGCAACGGGGAUAUACAAAGACCUGCAUUCUCUCCCCAUCGCCGACUCAAAAACAUGGGACUUCAAUUGCGCCCUCAUAUGCAGAGAAGACCGUCUGGAUUGGUGGCAGUCUGAACUCUUGUACCUCCAACCAAACAUAUCCGCGGAUGACCCACGCGCGAAGCAACUGGCGCAUUAUACACUGCGACCCGUGUCUCGUUGCGCAAGAGACCAUCCUAAGGAACCUGUCAUCAUCGGUAUUCCAUAUGAUCGGUCGAAAUGUGAAGGAGAGUGGUUUUACUGGGACCAACAGUUCGUGGCGCGGGAAAGCGCGGAUCCGUAUGAGGGACUCAUGAACUUUUUUGGGGAAGAGAAUCUCGAUCAAUAUGAUGGUCUAAUGAGAGUAUUUGAGGAGGAAGAUAGUCCUGAACUACCCCAGGAGGAGAGCGGCAUUCAUUCUCGACGGAAUUUGGAACUCACGGCUUGGUAUGAGCAGGAUGGACAGAAGGACGUGGUGUUUCUUUAUAGACCGGCGGUUUUGGAUGAUGGUAAUCCUCCGGCAUACUUACUCUGA
Hymenoscyphus albidus is the source of this 1739-nucleotide messenger RNA. NCBI's taxonomy places the organism in Eukaryota, Fungi, Ascomycota, Leotiomycetes, Helotiales, Helotiaceae. The record is from the annotation of a GenBank genome assembly.